AUGUCGGUAAACAGCGUUUCCGAUGAUGAUGGGCUCCUUGAGUCUCCGGUAGAACGCAAAGCUAGAGGAAACCGAAAACAAGAACCACAGCAAAACACUAGUCACAUUACGACAUAUAAUGCUGUGGAAUACGCCUUGUAUCUCUGCCAAGGUCAUAGAGGCACUCCGGACUUAAAAAUAGAAUGCACGGAUGAUAAUAACGAACUGAUGGUGCUUGACGAGUCUGCCACAAGGAACUUUGAAGACCAUGUCCAAAAUCUGUGCUCAAAAACUCCUGCUGAAGGUGGCGUUCAUAUACGCUUGGUGCUAAUGAACCGAGACGGUGGCACAUUCCUUGGUGACAAGAGCCAGACACUCGAGUUACUUCAGAAUUACUGGCGCAUUGACAUGGGGGAUUUUGCCUUGUUGACUUCUCAGCCUGUAGCAAGCUACCAUAGCCGGAUUGCGGAUAUCCAUGGUGACAAGUGUCUAGACAUAAGUUACAACAUAAGAGAGGAUAUUUUGUACAACCAGGACAACAUCUCAUCGUUGGAGAGUAGUUUAACGGUGAAUGUCAUCAAAUCGACCGACAUGCGUGUAAAGCGUGAAUAUGAACCUGUCUAUUUCCGACAUAAUAUUUCAACCGGUCAGACUACUUACAUAUUGCCCAACGCCAGUCGAGAGCAUCGGUAUCUGCUUCACAACAUAGGCCAGAAACUUUCGGAAAGAGUCGUUCAGAUGCACCCAUUUACAUUGCAUGCGGUUAUUUUAUUUCAGAGCCUCGCUGCACGAGGCGCAGUAAUUGAUGAUAUGCUCCGCCGGUUACUUUGGAUUGAGACGCAAAUCUACCAAGGGUCAAUCUUCCAAGGCACGGAGUCGGAGAAGUUUAUCCAAUACAUCCAACUUUCGCAUAAAUUAUCACGCAAUCUGAUUACAUUAGAACAUAGAAACCAGAGGGACGCAUGCCUCAUUGAGAAGCUCCUUAAUGACCAAAAGCGUGUGUGGAGGUUGACUAGGCAAUCAAAUCACUACAUCGACACACGUGCACAUGAACAUGUGCGAGACAGUCUUCUUAGUCUUAAGGACUCUGCUCAUGACCAACACCGGCAAAUUAUAAACUCAGAGCGCAAGACCCAGCUGUUCAUAACAUUACUAUAUCAUCUAAUUACCGGCCACGACAGCGGGAUCAACUUGCGAAUAGCUUCGGAAACAGCAAAGCUUGCCCAUGAGGCGAAGAAAGAUAGCACAUCCAUGAAGAUUAUUGCUGGGGUUACUAUGUUUUACUUACCGGCAACAUUUGUCUGCAGUCUAUUCGGUACGAAUUUUGUUGCAUUGAACACCGAUACCUCGGAGCCAACAUUCAUCGUAUCCAAGCUAUGGUGGGUAUAUAUUGCAUUUGCGGUGCCUUUGACAUUGGCUACAAUCAUGGGGUUUCUCGUUUGGAGACGUUGGCGCCGUGAGCCUAUUGUAAUGAACCAGAUAGAUAAGGUUUGA
Messenger RNA from Talaromyces atroroseus, 1473 nucleotides. RefSeq lists its product as hypothetical. Bases 1 to 1473 code for a protein of 490 amino acids. The transcript is spliced from 4 exons. The record is from RefSeq and is a predicted model, not a curated record. Lineage: Eukaryota; Fungi; Ascomycota; Eurotiomycetes; Eurotiales; Trichocomaceae.